Messenger RNA from Quercus lobata, 852 nucleotides. RefSeq names its product G-type lectin S-receptor-like serine/threonine-protein kinase SD2-5. The transcript has 4 exons. Gene Ontology annotation, biological process: protein phosphorylation. Bases 1 to 852 code for a protein of 283 amino acids. NCBI's taxonomy places the organism in Eukaryota, Viridiplantae, Streptophyta, Magnoliopsida, Fagales, Fagaceae. Gene Ontology annotation, molecular function: protein kinase activity; ATP binding. The record is from RefSeq and is a predicted model, not a curated record.
AUGGUUCCAAGGAUGAACUUUACAAAAUUCAGUGAGGCAUCUAGCAAUUUCAGCACAAACAAUUCCAUUGAGUUAGGAAAGAUCUGGAUGAUGUACAAGGCAGUGCUUCCAAAUGGUUCACCCUUCCAGUUAAGAGGUUAUAUGGUUGUCAAUCAUUUGAGAAGCAGUUCAUUUCAGAGUUAUUGGCUCUUGAUUUCUCAGAUGCAGAGAAUGGUUACUAAAAUGAGCUUUACAAAAAUUAGUGAGGUGACUGGCAAUUUCAGCACAAACAUUGUCAUUGGAUUGGGAAAGAUUGGGAUGAUGUACAAGGUAGUGCUUCCAAAUUGCUGGCUUCUUGCAGUUAAGAGAUUACAUAAUUGUCAAUCUUAUGAGAAACAAUUUCUAUCUGAGCUAUCAGCUCUGGGAGAAGGAGAGCACAAGGAUAAGAUCUUGGAAUGGCCUUUGAGGGCUAAAAUUGCGACUAGAGUAGCAAGAGGUCUAGCAUGGCCUCACCAUAAGUACGAUUUCCGAGUUUUCCAUUUGAACUUGGGUUCAAAAUCUAUAUUGUUAGAUAAGAAUUUUGAGCCCAGGAUAUCAAAUUUUGGUGGGCAAAAAUAUCAAGUUCUGGAGGGAGGAUUUGAUGGAGAAAUCAUUGAAUUACUUAGAAUUGCAUGUACCUGCCUUAACCCCUUCCCUAGUCAAAGGCCAACAAUGCUUGAAUUCUGCAAUACAAUAAGUACUUUUGGGGAAAGAGAUGGCAUCACAAAUGACUCUGAGAUAUUGAUGCAACCUGAAAUUACUAUUGCAAGUAGCUCAAUUGAAAUUAAUACAAUAAGUACUUUUGGGGAGAGAUAUGACAUCACAAAUGACUGA